AAAGUCUUUUACUCGCGUGAAUGCGAGGGAGAGAGAGCUAAAAAAAAAAACGAGAGAUCCAAAAACCCUAAUCGUCACUCUCUCAUUAUCUACUCGCCUCUUAAACCCUUAUUUUCUCUGCGCAAUCUCUCGAUUUCCAGUGUUAUUUCGCUGCUCAGUCAGCCUUUUUAAUCCUCUCUUCUUGAAGCGCGACGGCCGUCGUUUUCGUUAUCGUUUGCUUGCAAUCAUUUGACAGGGCUGUCCGUGUAAUUUGUUUCGGCUUAUGCAUGCUGAUUUUGUUUGAGAGGGCACUGCCUCAGUGUCAUUGUCCUUGAGGAGGUCAAUUUUUAUCUCAUUGUUGGGGUUUCUUGCGGGUCUUCAGAAUGACUGCUGCUGAGCCUGUGGGCCCUGUAGUAGCAAGGAAGUUGAAGAUUAAGUUCUCCUCCAAAAACCUAAAUGCCUCUUCUGGGAUGAAUGCAUGUGAAUCUGGGCAUAAUGUGGAAAAGGAUUUUCACUCUCCGGUUUGUGGUACAUGGAAUCCCCCAGAGCGCAAUGCUAUUAAGCGUAGGUUAUCAGCAAAGUUGGAGGAUGGACGACCACAGAAGAAGCAGAAGAUGGACCCUGGUGUGAUGCACCGGUGUUCUUCCCUUUUGAGAUCACUGAUAAAUCAUCCAUCUGGUUGGGUUUUUAAGACUCCUGUGGAUCCAGUGAAACUGGAAAUUCCUGAUUAUUUUGAUAUAAUUACUAACCCCAUGGACUUGGGUACCAUCAAAUUUAAGCUGGAUCAUAAUCAGUAUUUUGCAACUGAUGAGUUCGCAGCUGAUGUCAGAUUGACUUUCUCAAAUGCCAUGCUCUAUAAUCCUCCGUCCAAUAAGGUCCAUACAGUUGCAGUGAAAUUGAAAGAGGUUUUUGAGAAAAGGUGGAAGGCCCUAGAGGAAAAAUGGCUGCAUCCUGAAAUAGAAAAAGCUGGUGAUAGGGAUCUUAUUAUUGCAAAGUCAAAAGAUAUUGGCCACACAAGACAGAAUAGUCCUAAAACACCCCCUCUGCAUAAUGCCAUGUUGCCAAAGAGGUCAAAUCCAUCUGAAGGCAAGGUGCUGAGGUGCUCUUCUUAUGUUAGACCUGCAGAAGUCAAGCUUUCUAAACCAGCAGGAAACUGCAAUCAAAAGCCAGUGCACCAACAUUUGAACAAAGGCACAAAUGAUGGUGGUAAACAUACACGCAAAUUUGUCCAUGUGAAACCAUCCUUGAAUCCAGUUAGUAAAUGUUGUACAUGCGGGAAAAGUUCCUGUCAGUGCAUACUUUCCAGUAAUUCAGCUCACGCUUCUUCAGACAUAUCUUCUGAGAGGUCAUCAGGGAGAGGUCAUCAAGCUCAUAGCACUGAUACUUCAAAAGUGGAAUUACAGGAAAAAUGCAUGUCAGUAUCUCAGAUGAGCAAGUCAGAUCCUGAUUCUGACGGAGCUGUAAGUGCUUUGGAUGAGGAAAAUGUAUGUCCGAGUUCUGAGCUAAUGACUCCUGCAACAGAUGCAAAUUCAGGAGAAGGAUGGGGACCUUCUAUUUUUGAUGUGCAACUAUCUCCUACAAAAGCUCUUCGUGCUGCAAUGCUAAAACGUCGAUUUGCAGAUACCAUAUUAAAAGCACAGCAUAAGACACUCCUAGAUCAGGGUGAUAAGGCUGAUCCUGUGAAGCUGCAACAGGAGAAAGAACGACUGGAAAAGAGGCAGCUUGAAGAGAAGGCUGUGAUUGAAGCCCAGAUCAGAGCUGCUGAAGCUGCCUCACGAAAGAAGGAGGAAAUGGAGUUGAAAAAGCAACGGGAGAAGGAAAGAGAAGCUGCUCGACUCGCUUUGGAGAAUAUGGAAGAAACUGCUAAGAUCGAGCAAAACAUUGUGAUCGUAAAAGAACUUGAGAAGCUUAGCGGCUGUUCCCUAUCAUACAGUUACAGUUUCGGCAGGAAAGGGGCUGAUACUGUGGAAGGCAAGAUCGAAGGAGCUGAUUCUUGGAUUCCACUGGAGCGGUUGGGUUUGUUUAUAAAGGAUGAUGUCGUCGAUGAUGAAGAGGAGUUAUUAUCAGUCGGGGAUGAAGAGGAAGGUGAAAUAUUUUCAUGAAUGAAAUAGUAUCAAAAAAAAAUUUCUUUUCGUUUUCUGACUCUGUUAAUAGCUCUUUGCAUUGGCAGUGAAAGGUAAAAGUGAUUGUUUGUAAAUCAAUAUAAUUUUGUAGGAUCGGUGAUGAUGUAAUUACGAAUAUUUAUAGGACAAAUAUUAGCAGGUGAGAAUGUUGUCCUUUUUGGUAUGCACUGUCUUAGAUUUUAAAUUGUUCUGCCCGUUAUAUGUCAAUUGAAUGUAUGAUAUUUUCUUUAUCAAA
Molecule: messenger RNA, 2337 nt
Organism: Mercurialis annua (annual mercury)
Lineage: Eukaryota; Viridiplantae; Streptophyta; Magnoliopsida; Malpighiales; Euphorbiaceae
Product: transcription factor GTE12
Exons: 11
Coding region: 363-2081 (572 amino acids)
Molecular function (GO): protein binding
Source: RefSeq, a predicted model, not a curated record